Messenger RNA from Eruca vesicaria subsp. sativa (arugula), 252 nucleotides. The record is from the annotation of a GenBank genome assembly. NCBI's taxonomy places the organism in Eukaryota, Viridiplantae, Streptophyta, Magnoliopsida, Brassicales, Brassicaceae.
AUGUAUGCAAAGAGAGGUAGUGGGCAAGCUUGGAUGCAACCGUUGAUCGCUGGUGGAUAUCCGGAGUCCGCGUUAGUAAUUUUUGGCACUCGGAGCGUUACAAGGGCGGAGCAUUGUGCUGAUGCGGAAGUGAUUUACAAGUUUCUGGAGACACAUGCUUUGUCUUACAUAGCUUAUGCUUUGCACAUGGAGUUCAAGUCUAAGUUUAAAACGGCUAAUGAAUCUUUAAUCUCGGAAUCUCUAGAAAUGUAA